This is a messenger RNA of Rhinopithecus roxellana (golden snub-nosed monkey), 1994 nucleotides long. RefSeq names its product EPS8 like 3 (gene EPS8L3). Gene Ontology annotation, cellular component: vesicle; ruffle membrane; plasma membrane. The coding region runs from base 1 to 1683 and encodes 560 amino acids. Gene Ontology annotation, biological process: positive regulation of ruffle assembly; regulation of Rho protein signal transduction; Rho protein signal transduction. The record is from RefSeq and is a predicted model, not a curated record. The transcript has 16 exons. Lineage: Eukaryota; Metazoa; Chordata; Mammalia; Primates; Cercopithecidae. Gene Ontology annotation, molecular function: actin binding.
AUGACAUGCAAGCUGGGGAGUCAGAGAGUCCAGGAGCCCAAGGAUGCCUUGCAGAAGCUGUUCGAGAUGGAUGCGCAGGGCCGGGUGUGGAGCCAAGACUUGAUCCUGCAGGUCAGGGACGGCUGGCUGCAGCUGCUGGACAUUGAGACCAAGGAGGAGCUGGACUCUUACCACCUGAACAGCAUCCAGGCCAUGAAUGUGGCGCUCAACACAUGUUCCUACAACUCCAUCCUGUCCAUCACCGUGCAAGAGCCAGGCCUGCCAGGCACCAGCACUCUGCUCUUCCAGUGCCAGGAAGUGGGGGCAGAGCGACUGAGGACCAGCUUGCAGAAGGCUCUGGAGGAAGAGCUGGAGCAAAGACCCCAACUUGGAGGCCUUCACCCAGGCCAGGACAGAUGGACGGGGCCUCCUAUGGAAAGGCCACUCCCUAUGGAGCAGGCACUCUAUCUGGAGCGGGGGCUCCCUCCAGAACAGCCCCACCAGAGGACCCUAGAGCAUAGCCUCCCGCCAUCCCCAAGGCCCCUGCCACACCACCCCAGUGCCCAAGAACCAAGUGUCUUUACUCUGCCUCCUCCAAGGCGGCCCUCUUCCCCUGAGGACCCAGAGAGGGAUGAGGAAGUGCUGAACCAUGUCCUAAGGGACAUUGAGCUGUUCAUGGGAAAGCUGGAGAAGGUCCAGGCAAAAACCAGCAGGAAGAAGAAGAAAUUUGGGAAAAAAAGCAAGGACCAGGGAGGUCUCACCCAGGCACAGUACAUUGACUGCUUCCAGAAAAUCAAGUACAGCUUCAACCUCCUGGGAAGGCUAGCCAUCUGGCUGCAGGAGAAAAGUGCCCCUGAGCUCGUGCACAUCCUCUUCAAAUCCCUAAACUUCAUCCUGGCCAAGUGCCCUGAGGCUGGCCUAGCAGCCCAAGUGAUCUCACCCCUCCUCACCCCUAAAGCCAUCAACCUGCUACAGUCCUGUCUAAGCCCACCUGAGAGUAACCUUUGGAUGGGGUUGGGCCUGGCCUGGACCACUAGCCGGGCCGAAUGGACAGGUGAUGAGCCGCUGCCCUACCAACCCACGUUUUCGGAUGGCUGGCAACUUCCAGAGCCCUCCAGCCAAGCACCCUUAGGAUACCAGGCCCCUGUUUCCCCUCGGAAGGGAAGUCACAGGUUAGGGAGCACCUCACACUUUCCUCAGGAGAAGACACACAACAAUGACCCUCAGCCUGGGGACCCCAACUCCAGACCCUCCAGCCCCAAACCUGUCCAGUCAGCCCUGAAAAUGCAAGUCUUAUAUGAGUUUGAAGCUAGGAACCCACGGGAACUGACUGUGGUCCAGGGAGAAGAGCUGGAGGUUCUGGAUCAUAGCAAGCGGUGGUGGCUGGUGAAGAACGAAGCGGGACAGAGUGGCUACAUUCCCAGCAACAUCCUGGAGCCCCUACAGUCGGGGACCUCUGGGACCCAGGACGGGUCACCCUCUCAGGUUCCAAUGCUUCGACUUAGAUCGAGGCCUGAAGAGGUCACAGCCUGGUUGCAGGCAGAGAACUUCUCCAUUGUCACGGUGAGGACACUUGGGUCCCUGACGGGGAGCCAGCUACUUCACAUGAGACCUGGGGAGCUACAGAUGCUAUGUCCACAGGAGGCCCCACGAAUCCUGUCCCGGCUGGAGGCUGUCAGAAGGAUGCUGGGGAUAAGCCCUUAGCCACCAGCUUAGAUACCUCCAAGAACCAGGCCCUGCUAAUGCAAGAUGGCAGAUCUGAUACCCAUUAGAGCCCCGAGAAUUCCUCUUCUGGAUCCCAGUUUGCAGCAAACCCCACACCGCAGCUCAUACAGCAGAAACAAUGGACAGGCCCAGAGGCUGAAGCAAACAGUGACCCUUCUGGCUGUGUUGGAGCCUCCCCAGUAACCACCUAUUUAUUUUAUCUCUUUCCCAAAUCUGGAGCAUUUAUGCCUAGGCUUGUCAAGAAUCUGUUCAGUCCCUCUCCUUCUCAAUAAAAGCAUCUUCAAGCUUGU